Molecule: messenger RNA, 1005 nt
Organism: Aspergillus puulaauensis
Lineage: Eukaryota; Fungi; Ascomycota; Eurotiomycetes; Eurotiales; Aspergillaceae
Exons: 2
Coding region: 1-1005 (334 amino acids)
Source: RefSeq, a predicted model, not a curated record
AUGAGUUUCCUCGAUUCUGUCCUCUCGUCCAUCGAGACGGGCAAACCGAAACCGAUUCCUACAUCCUCUCCCGCGCCAUCUCCUUCUAUCUCGUCAUCAAAUUUGAAACCAGAGACUCGCAAAUCAACGCCUACGGGUCGUCCUGCCACUGUCGAGCGAAAGAAUGGAGUCCCAGCGGGGACAAAACGAAAAGCCGAGGAGCCCCUGCCACGGAACCAGAAGCCUGAGGCAAAGAUCCCCUCCAGACCAGCGCCCGGGAAAUCAACAAAUACCCCAGCGCUCUCCAACCAGCGCCCAACUACCAUGACAAAACCAACAAAAUCCACAGCUAGCAGUAAUGUAGCGACUGCCAGGAAGACGCCGCCGGUCUCAUCAAAACCUCCACCAAAAGGUUCCUAUGCGGAACUAAUGGCAAAGGCAAAAGCUGCGCAACAGAAUGCUCCCACCCAGGUGGGGAUGUUCAAACAUCAAUCAGUGCCCAAGGAGAAGCUGAGCAAAAUGGAGCGCAAGAAACGGUUGAUGGAGGCACAGGCGAAGGAGAAAGACACCAAACAGGCAAAGCGGGGGGGCUCUUCUUCUGCCACAUCUGCAGCUGGCAAAUUUGGAAAUCUAAAGUCUGGCAACAAACAAGAAACUGAAGAGCCAACCUACAAGGGCACUGCAAGGCCGCCGCCUUCCCAGCUAGAAUACCGUGGCACUGCCAAUCUUCCGAGUCGAAAUGGCGAUCGCCGGGGUCAGUUCAGGGCAAAUAAACGAUCACGGGGAGACGAAUAUCUUGGAACAGAUGAAGAAGACGAGGGUGAAUACGCGGAUGGCUAUGACGACUACUACUCAGAAUCUUCCGACAUGGAGGCGGGUAUAGGUGAUGUGGAGCAAGAGGAAGCAUUGGCGCUGGCUGCAGCCAGACGUGAGGAUGAAGCAGACAUGCUUGCAGAGGCUGCAGCUAAGAAGGACAAGAUGGAACGCCGCAACAAACUCGCUUCGCUGGCGUCUAAGAGGCACUAA